CAAAUUAGAUGGCCCAGGGCGCCUGUGCUUUUGGGAAAGAUGGCGGUUAUUAAAGAAGAGACUGAGGACAUUAGACUUACAGAAUCAUACCAAAUAAAGACUGAAGAUCAUCAGGAAGAAAAAGAUCUAAAAGUGGACGUUCACAAACUUGCUGAUGUGGAGAAACCUGAGGAUUCGAUAACUGGAGAAAAAUCUGUCUUUGGCUCACAGAGUGAUAAUAUCUUGCCAAAAAGUGCUGAAAAAACAGGAUCCAAAUCCUUCAGCUGCCAUCAAUUUGAAAAAAGUUUCAUAUGUAAAGGGCAACUCAAUCGACAUAUGAUAAUCCACACAGGAGAGACUCCUUUCACCUGCAAACUAUGUCAUAAGAGUUUCUCGCUCAAAGGAAACCUUAGGAAACACAUGCGAGUUCACACCGGAGAGAGGCCUUUCACCUGUCAUCAAUGUGACAAAAGUUUCAUAUGUAAAGGGCAUCUUAAUAGACACAUAAGAAGUCAUACAGGAGAGAAGCCUUUCUCUUGUGAGCAAUGUGGAAAAAGCUUCACUCAAAACGCAAACCUUAAAAGCCAUAUGAUGACCCACACAGGAGAAAACCAAUUCACCUGCCAUCAGUGUGGAAGGAGUUUCUCGCUCAAAGGAAACCUAACCAAUCACAUGCGAAUUCACAGCGGAGAGAAACCUUUCACCUGCCAUCACUGUGGAAAGAGUUUCACACAGAAAGCAACACUCAAUAAUCACCGAAGGAUUCACACUAGAGAAAACUGUUUUAUAUGUCAUACAUGCGGGACAAGUUUCAGAAACAUGGAAGAGCUGAAUAGACACAAAGUAAAUCACACCGGAGAGCCUUUCACCUGCACGCUGUGCGGAAAGACUUUUAAGUCAAAUAAAAUCCUGAAGUGUCACAUGAUGCUUCACACUGGAGAGAAACCUUUCACGUGCCCUCAAUGUGGAAAAGCUUUCGCAAAUAAAGGAAACCUCGAGAUUCACAUAAGAAGUCACACUGGAGAGAAGCGUUUUAAAUGCCCCGAGUGUGGAAAAACUUUCACACAUAAAAGAAACUUAAAGAUUCACAUCAGAGCUCACACUGGAGAGAAGCCUUAUGUUUGUCAUCAUCAGUGUCAGGAGAGUUUUGCCCAUCUAAGAGACCUGAAGACUCAUUUAAAGGUUCGUCAUGGAGAAGGAUUACAGUGUCCCAAAUGUGACAAAAAGUUCAUAGACAUGAGAAUUUUCACCAAACAUCAGCUGUUUCACAUCAACGAAAGAGAAAAGCCGUUUAAUUGUGAUCAAUGUUCCAAAAGAUUUCUCUUGCGCUCACACCUAAUAAGACACUUUACAAAAUUUCAUUCAGAUGAAGUGAAACCUCACUUGUGUGUUUUGUGUGGAAAGACUUUUAAGUUGGUUAACAAUUUAAAAUUGCACCAAAAAAUCCACGCCAGGGUCAAUUAUGUUAAACAACACCGGCGAUUAUAUACUGAAAUCAAACCUGACAAGGGUUCAGAAUUGGAGUCAGAGGUUCAAAGUCGUCCUGCCUCAGAAAUCCUGAAAACACACGAGAGUGUUCAAACUGGAGAGAAGACAUACAAUUGCUCUUCGUGUGGGAUGAAUUUCAGCACAUUGAUUUUUCUUGUAGCUCAUAAAAAAAGACAUUGUACAAAAUAGUCAAGAUGACUCAUCUGAUGUCUGUGCUCAUUCAACAAAGAUAAUAAAGAAGGUGUGAAGAACAGUCCAGUAAUGUAAAUCCUGCUGGUAAAUACCACAUCUGAAUGUGUUUAUUUAGUUUUUGCUUUUGGUCACAAACAAACUGCUAUAUUAAUUCAUUCUCUUCGUUGUUGGGUUUUUUUUUGUUAGAAGCCCAUAAAAACAAGAAAAGUCCCACUGUAGAUAAUACGAUCACGGUACUUAAAGAAGUACAUUCUGGGGCCAUUUUAAAAAUGAGUUUACAUAGGAACAUGCGGAAUUGUGAAAUAAAGACCUUUGGAUCAUAAGGAAUAAAAUGGGCUAGGCUAAAUGCUAACACAUUCACAACGCGCUGUACAAAGAUUAAGUGCACACACUGAAAAAAAUUUGGUGCGUAUUAAUUUGCCCAAGUUGGGGUAAAACAUAGUAAAAUAUUGAAAAUAGUGGUGUUUUCUUUUAAGCCAUAAAGUAGAAAUGUAUUCUGUGCUUUUAGUUUCACCUAGGGCAAAACAGAUCAUUAACACUUUCUCCUUUUAAUUAUGUACAUGUUUGUCAUUAAAACUGUCUAUAUACAAAAAGUAGGCACAAUGUUAGCAUUUUAUCAGUCAGAAGCAGUGGCAAGUGACUUCCAUAGCAAGAAAAAAUAUUAUGAAAGUAAUUGUGAUAAUUGAUGAAGAAGAUAUUUUGAUAAAUGUUUGAUAAAAGUUAUUUUUUUAUUCCUGCUAUGGAAGUCAAUGGUUACAAUCAGCUGUGUGCUUACCAUCAUUUAUCAAAAUAUCUUCUUUUGUUCAUCAAAAAAAAAAGAAUUUCAUACAGGUUAAGAACAACAUAAGGAGGAAAUAAUGAUGACAGAAUUUUCAUUUUGAGUGAACUAUCCCUUUAAUGAAACAAAAUAUAUUUUACCUUGAGUAAAAGUUGUUCAGGUAAUCUGACUUCAUGAUAAACCUUAAACUUACUUCAGUUUUGGCAAAAAAAAGUAAUUUAAAAGUAAAUACGGAUUAAUCAUUUUUACGUAGAAAUUACUCAGGAGCAGUGAGUGCUUUUCUUUUCUUCUUUUGAUAUUUAAUUAACUUUAAUGACAGGCUUCAAGAGGUUAGGCUUAUUAUAAGACCGAAUGCAGUAAAAUAUUUAUUUGUUUAAGACAUAAAGUAACCAUUUGUUAACUAUAAUACUCACUAAGACAGCUAUUUUGACAUAUGAGCAUUUGUCUGUUUAAGCCAAAAAGACGAGCACAUAAAGCCAUAAAGUUUUGUACAACAGAAUUUACUCCUCAAUAAACCAUGUAUACACGGAUGGAUCUAAGGACCCAAUAU
Molecule: messenger RNA, 2987 nt
Organism: Paramisgurnus dabryanus
Lineage: Eukaryota; Metazoa; Chordata; Actinopteri; Cypriniformes; Cobitidae
Source: RefSeq, a predicted model, not a curated record